UUUGUUUUUGUUUAAUUUUAGGGAAAGCCCAUGCAGAAGGUGGAUCAGCUGGAAUGUCUCUUCUUAUUUUAGUGUCCAUCUUCUUAUCAGCUGCUUUCCUUAUGUUUUUAGUAUAUAAAAACUUUCCGCAGCUUAAUGAAGAAGAAAGAGAAUGUAUAAAGAUUCCUAGAGACAUGGAUGAUGCAAAGGCCUUGGGAAAAGUCCUGUCCAAAUAUAAGGACACCUUUUAUGUUCAAGUGUUAGUGGCUUAUUUUGCCACGUAUGUUUUCUUGCAAACAUUUGCUAUCCCUGGGUCUAUAUUUCUCAGUAUCCUGUCAGGUUUCCUUUAUCCCUUCCCACUGGCCUUAGUUCUUGUUUGCCUGUGCUCAGGACUUGGAGCUUCGUUCUGCUAUAUGCUUUCAUACCUAGUGGGACGGCCUGUUGUAUACAGAUAUUUAACAGAAAAGGCAGUAAAGUGGUCAGACCAGGUUGAAAGACACAGAGAACACCUCAUUAACUAUAUAAUAUUUCUGAGAAUAACGCCUUUUCUUCCUAAUUGGUUCAUCAAUAUAACAUCUCCUGUAAUAAAUGUACCAUUGAAAGUAUUUUUCAUUGGCACUUUCCUAGGUGUGGCACCACCAUCUUUUGUAGCAAUUAAGGCAGGGACAACACUGUACCAACUUACAACAGCAGGUGAAGCUGUUUCCUGGAACUCUGUGUUUGUCCUCAUGAUUUUAGCCAUCCUUUCCAUCCUACCAGCUGUCUUCCAGAAGAAACUGAAACAGAAAUUUGAAUAAGGAUCAGACUGAAUCAGAAUUACCCAUGUUUCAUCUCAGGAUCAGCACUUCUGAUAUUUGUAUGUUUGCUUUUCUAUUAGAUCUUCUAUGGGAAGCUUGUAAUGGAUAAGAAUGUCUUUAAAUGAACAUAUGGCCUAAAAAUUGAAGAAACUAUGUUCAGAAAUGUACUACACAUAGUUUUGUAACCAAACCAUCAGUGUUUUACUUUGUGGGA
Tinamus guttatus (white-throated tinamou) is the source of this 990-nucleotide messenger RNA. NCBI's taxonomy places the organism in Eukaryota, Metazoa, Chordata, Aves, Tinamiformes, Tinamidae. The record is from RefSeq and is a predicted model, not a curated record.